Dictyostelium discoideum AX4 is the source of this 1320-nucleotide messenger RNA. RefSeq names its product U3 snoRNP protein (gene utp23). Bases 1 to 1320 code for a protein of 439 amino acids. Lineage: Eukaryota; Evosea; Eumycetozoa; Dictyosteliales; Dictyosteliaceae. Gene Ontology annotation, cellular component: small-subunit processome. The record is from RefSeq and is a predicted model, not a curated record. The transcript is spliced from 3 exons.
AUGAAAAUUAAAAGACAAAAAUUAUAUAAAAAAACAAUUCAAUUUUAUAAAGCAAAUUAUUCAUAUAAAGAGCCUUUCUCUGUUUUAAUGGACCCAGGUUUCAUUAAAAAAUGUCUAAAUAUGAAUAUUUUCUUUAAAGAAGCGUUACCAAAAAUAUUAGAAUCAAAAGUUAGUUUUUUUAUAACACCAUGUUGUAUUGCAGAAAUGAAAAGAAAACCAAGAGAAUAUUCAAAUGAUUUAAUAUCAACAUGUAAAAGAAUUGAAUAUUUUCAAUGUGACCAUAAACAUUCAGCAGAUGAACAAAAUAUGGUUCAAAAAUGUUUUGAAGAUAUUAGUAUUAAACAAUCAAAUACAUUCUUUUUCGCAGUUCAAGAUCAUGAUCAUAGAUUAUUAUUAAGAAAGAAUCCUGGUAUUCCAAUUUUAUUCGUUUUAACCAAUUUAAUCAUUUUAGAGAAACCUACAACUUCUUCAUAUCAAACAAUGAUUAAAACUCAUAAAGCAAUCACUCAAAUUAAUCCAAGAGAAAAACAAAUGUUAUUAAAAUUAAAACAUGGUGAUAAUUAUAAUCCUGAAAUUCAUAAUACAAAAUCUAAACAACAACCAUCAUCAUCACAAAAACAAACUACCACUACCACCACCACAUCCUCAAAACAAAUACCAACUAAACAAACCAAAUCUACAACUACACCAAAACAAAAACAACAACAAAUACCACAAACAGAAACAACAACAACAACAACAACAACAACAACAACAACAACAACUACUUCUACAGCAACAUCAAGUAUUGAACCAAAGGAAGAGGAAUCUAAGAAAAUUGAACAACCAAAAGAAAAAAAUAAUAAAAAAGAUAAAGAAGAAAUCAAAAGUGAAGAAAAGAUUGUUGAAAAACCAAAUUUAAAGAGAAAAUUAGAUAGUUUCGAUAAUGAUAAACCAAUUUCUGCAAAUGUAGAAGCAACAACAGCAACACCAGUUACAACAACAACAACACCAGUUACAACAACAAAUGAAAAUGGUAAUAGUGAUAAUAGCAAGAAUACAAAACAAACAAAAAAAUCAAAGAAAGAUGAGAAAUUAACACCAGAGGAGAUUGCAUUAAAAAAAGAAAGACUAGAAUUAACUGCAGAGGAAAAAGCUAAAAAGAAACAAAAAUGGGUUGAAGAGAGAAAGAAAUUGAGGGAAAAGAAAUUAAAGAAAAAAGAAGCAAUUAAAAAAGCAAUGGAAAUUAGGAAAAAGAGAAUUGAAAGUGGUGAUACUCAUAAAAGAACCAGAAGAAAGAGAAGUAAAACUCUUAAAGUAAAAAAAACUCAAGAAAAAUAA